This is a messenger RNA of Quercus robur (English oak), 1567 nucleotides long. RefSeq names its product 3-hydroxyisobutyryl-CoA hydrolase-like protein 1, mitochondrial. Lineage: Eukaryota; Viridiplantae; Streptophyta; Magnoliopsida; Fagales; Fagaceae. The transcript has 15 exons. Bases 103 to 1356 code for a protein of 417 amino acids. The record is from RefSeq and is a predicted model, not a curated record. Gene Ontology annotation, biological process: L-valine catabolic process. Gene Ontology annotation, molecular function: 3-hydroxyisobutyryl-CoA hydrolase activity.
AAUUUUUUUCCUCAGAAUUGUUUAUUAUUAAUUUAUCACUAGAGAGUAGAGAGCUUGGGUUGUGUUGUGUUGGAGCAGAAUUUGAAAGAGUGGGUGAGCUAAAUGAUGCAGAGGUUAAAGGCAACCUUGUUGCAGAGGCGCAACAAUCUUCACGUUCACAGUCUUCGUUUCCUCAACCAAUUCCACACAAGGAAUCUCUGUUCUCUUCCGGACACUAAUAUUACCGAUGAACUUGACAACCAAGUAUUGGUUGAGGGCAAAGCUUGGUCUAGAACAGCAAUUCUGAACAGGCCUUCUGUGCUCAAUUGUCUUAGUACUGCAAUGGGGGCUAGAUUGCAAAAGUUGUAUACAUCUUGGGAAAAUAAUCCAGAUAUUGGUUUUGUGGCAAUGAAGUGGCAGGGCAUUUUGUGCUGGCGGAGAUAUUGUGACACUUUAUCAAUAAAGUAUGGAGGUGCAUCCAGAAUGUUUUGUGAUGGGAAAAUGGAAGAUUGUAAGGAAUUCUUUAGAACGUUAUAUACUUACAUAUACAUUUUAGGUACAUAUUUGAAGCCACAUGUGGCUCUUUUGAAUGGAAUUACUAUGGGUGGUGGGGCUGGAGUUUCAAUCCCUGGGAUGUUUAGGGUUGCAACUGAUAAAACUGUUUUUGCUACUCCUGAAACUCUAAUUGGUUUCCACCCUGAUGCUGGUGCAUCGUUUUUCCUCUCACAUCUACCUGGUCACCUGGGGGAGUACUUGGGUCUCACAGGACAAAAACUUAAUGGAGCAGAAAUGAUUUCUUGUGGGCUUGCUACACACUAUGCGCAUAGCUCAAAGCUUGCAUUAAUUGAAGAACAACUUGGGAAAUUGGAUACUGAUGAUCCUUCUGUCAUUGAAACUUCUUUAGAAAAAUAUAGUGACCUUGUCUAUCUAGAUAAUAUAAGUGUACUUCACAGGAUUGAAAUACUUGAUAAAUGUUUCAGCCAUGACACAGUUGAAGAAAUUAUCGAUGCCUUGGAGAGUGAGACAAGUAAAACAAAUGAUGCAUGGUGCAUUUCCACCCUAAGGAGACUUAAUGAAGCUUCACCAUUAGGCUUGAAGGUUUCUUUGAAAUCUAUACGGGAAGGUAGAUUUCAGACCCUUGAUCAGUGCUUGAUACGUGAGUACCGAAUGUCACUGCAAGGGAUAUCUAAUCAGGUUUCCAAAGAUUUUUGUGAGGGUGUUCGGGCACGAAUGGUAGACAAGGACCUGGCACCAAAGUGGAAUCCUCCGAGCUUGGAACAAGUGUCCAAAGACAUGGUAGAGCACUAUUUUUCACCACUCAGCAAAUCUGAGCCUGAUCUGGAGCUACCCACAGACCUGCGAGAAGCAUUCACAUAGUUAAUCACAUUGCAACAGUUUUGCUUAAUUAAUGGAAGAAGCCAAAGGUAUUUUGGAUGAAUCUGCCUGGAUUGUAGCCUUUCAUCAUUGGCAAUUAUCAAUACAAAGGGGAGAACUAACCCAUUAUUUUGUAGCUUAUUGUUGACCUUGGAAUGAAAGAAAAGUAAAAGAAAUAAAGAAAUAAAUAAAGUUGUAGAUUUUGUUUGGACUA